CCGCAUGCGGCACGACAAGUCAAGCUCUCCGGGGUUUUAACUAUGCUGUGCUUUCCUUUUUUUCAUAACUCUCGAGAUAAAUCCUUGAAGUAAUGCCAAAACAUUUCACUGAAGUCAGGAGGUGAUAGUGGGUAUUGGUAAAUUCAAACAAGAUUAAAGUAUCUAGCAACAAUAAAGUUUCUCCGCACUUGACGGUGGACUCCUGACCUCAAGUGUACCUCAGUGUGCUCGCGAUGGUCAGCAGGUACGUUAAUGUUUCCUUCAUCGGUGAAGCGAACAUUCAAUCAUUUGGUGACAGUGCAAGUUACAGUGAAGACCAACUGCCGGGGGGCGGAGGACCACCUGCCAACAACUCCUGGGUAACGUGGGGAGCGGUGGCCCUCUCUGUCCUCCUCCUCUUCCUCCUCCUCGUUUACGUGGUGAAAAGGAUACGGCGACCUCGAUCAGGGUACCAGAAUCUGGAGGGAACGCGGCGACAAAUGGUAGCCAUAUCUCAGCUGCUGGAGGAGAUCCGUGGACGUCCCCGACGUGUCCAGCCCUACGAGCCUCUUACUGAAAGCGAGACACAUUUCUUCGUCCACGACUUCAAAGACUUUUAUUAAUUUACUCAAGUCACUCUGGUAAUGGCGGCUCUCUAACUCGACCAACACUCAAGCCAAAGGAUAUCUGCGUCACCUUCCUCUACAUUUUAUGAGGUUGGGUAGGCAAAUAAUGCACUAAAAUUGACUCGCCUAAGAGUAAGACUGAUUUUAUCGCUUGGGGGGAAAGUGUGAUUCUGAAAGAUGAAAUAUGUCGGCGUGUGCGCGUGCGCGCAAGAGUAAAUGUACAGUACCUAGCUGUAAUAUGUUCACGGGGAAGCAACCGUCUGAGGGGUAGUAAAGAGGGAAAAAAUGUUUGUACACACUCGCCAAGUAACUUUGGCUCAGUGCCGACAGUGAUGCGGCCCUGUGUAUUUGUUUGUCAUGUCGUUUUGGUAUAGUGUACUGUAGUAUUUAGGCCAGUUGGCAUGUUGACAUUAGUGAGUUUUCAAGUCGAAAAUUUUAAUUAUUCCUCUUGUUUAAAUCUUAAUAAAUCAUAUUGAUUUUGCAUAUUCACAAUAAAUGAAUAUUUGUCA
Homarus americanus (American lobster) is the source of this 1114-nucleotide messenger RNA. RefSeq lists its product as uncharacterized. The record is from RefSeq and is a predicted model, not a curated record. The transcript is spliced from 2 exons. Bases 234 to 602 code for a protein of 122 amino acids. NCBI's taxonomy places the organism in Eukaryota, Metazoa, Arthropoda, Malacostraca, Decapoda, Nephropidae.